AUAAAUUUCUAUCAGCCAUCUCAUUUGGACAUAAUUAAUGAAAGCUACAAACAUAACGUUCCUAAAGACUCUGAAACACAUUUCAAAGUUGUCAUAAUUUCAGACUUAUUCAAAGACAUAGGGCUAACCAAGAGGCACCAAAUGGUUUAUGAUGUUUUAAAGGAGGAAUUGAAAUCUGGAGUGCAUGCAUUAUCAAUUGUUGCAAAGACUGAACAACAAUGGCAGGAGUCAUCAAAGACAGUAGAACCGUCUCCACAGUGUCUCGGAGGAAUGAAACAUCAAAAAUGA
Molecule: messenger RNA, 288 nt
Organism: Helobdella robusta
Lineage: Eukaryota; Metazoa; Annelida; Clitellata; Rhynchobdellida; Glossiphoniidae
Exons: 4
Cellular component (GO): mitochondrion
Source: RefSeq, a predicted model, not a curated record